Molecule: messenger RNA, 1899 nt
Organism: Exophiala spinifera
Lineage: Eukaryota; Fungi; Ascomycota; Eurotiomycetes; Chaetothyriales; Herpotrichiellaceae
Exons: 5
Coding region: 1-1899 (632 amino acids)
Source: RefSeq, a predicted model, not a curated record
AUGUCUGUCGAAGCCCCCAAGCCGGUCGAGGAGACGCCUGUCGUCGAGCCCACCACGAAGACUCUGCCAGAAACACCUGUUGAACCAUCGACCGCCCCUGCUGAGCCUGCUGCCGAAGCCAUUCCUGCAGCACCCGCUGACGAGACCACCGAGGCGGCACCAGCGACGGAGGAACUGAAGAAGGAUGAGACGGUCGUCACGGCUGUUCCAGCUUCAGAGGGCGUCCUCGGGUACAAGGAGCCAACAUCAUUGAAGAGAUUCUUCUACACAAAGCACUUCUUCUGGUUCUCUGAGGAAGCAUCAACGCCAGAAUCCCUGGCCACUUUCCUGCGCUCUGAGAAGGCCGACGCAAAGCACGCAUCUGCGUCCUGGGCUCGUGAGACUGGCAAGGGAUUGCUCUUCUUCGCCAAGCGUGCCGAGGACAAGGCUUCCCCAGUCGGCAUCAUCAACCUGGCCGAUGCCUCCAACGUCACGAAGGAGGGCUUCAACCAAUUUUCCUUCAAGGCUGGCAGCCACCAACACCGCUUUGAAGCCACCAAGGCCGAGGAGCGUGAUAGCUGGGUCGUCGCUGUUGAGAAGGCGGUCGAGGAAGCCAAGGCUCUAAAGGAAGAGAUCACCGGACGUGAAAGCUACAAGAAGAGCGUCGAGGAAUACUCUAAACCUGCCGUCAUCGCCGCCGCUUCAACCCGUUCCAAGUCUAAGGAGCCCAAGAAGUCCCUUGAAGUCAACGCGGCCACCGCUGCCGCGACCACUCCUGCUGCCGAGAGCACCAGCCCUUCAACCGAAACCCCCGAGGAACCCAAGAAGGAACUCAAGGAGCGCUCUCAGUCACGCAAGCGAGGCAGCAUCUUCGGUUCCCUCAUCGGGAAGAAGGAGGAGCAUGCUGAGAAGAAGGAGAUGAAAGAGGAGAAGAAAGAAGAGGCCGAGGCAAAGGAGGAAGCCAAAGCUACCGAAGAGCCCAGCGAGGCUGGUGAGGCUGCUGCGGUCGCUCCUGUGCCUGCGGUUGCCGCCUCCACUGACAAGAAAGAGGAGAAGGAAGAAGUUGCUGCUCCCACCGAGAAGAAGAACAAGCGCGCCUCUGUCUUCGGAACCCUGUUCAAGAAGAACGUGACCAGCCCUACCACCGAGAAGACCGAGAAGGAGGCCACUGGAAGCACUGAUGUUCCUCCCGUUUCCGAAACCGCCCCCAAGCUGGAGGAGCCAAUUGAGAACAAGCCCAUUGACACUGCAGCAGUCACCGCUCCUGUCGACGCCGUCGAGACUCCUGCCGAAGAAGCUACCAAGGAACCCGCAGCCGUUACUCCAGAAUCCUCCGCCCCCAAGACCGAGAAGAAGGGCGGCUUGCUAGGCUUCAUCAAGAAGACCGAAGCCAAGCUGGAGGGCAAGAAGGAACACAAGGAAGAGGCCAAGGAAGAAACCAAAGAGGAGAAGGCCGAUGAGGCUGUUGCCAAGGAUCCUGUUCCUGCUGCCAGCGCAGAACCAGCGACUGAGACCGCUGUCGCCGAGCCAGCCACCGAGGCGCCUGCCGCCAAGGAAGAGCGCCCAGCUCGUGACAACAAGCGCCGCACUUCUCUCUUCUUCAACAAGAAGCGCGAGACGGCCAGCGAUGCUGAGGAGGGCGCUGAGGAGCCCAAGCGAGAGAAGUCUCCCACUCCGGCCAAGUUCAUUGGCAACCUCGUCCGCCGUGCUAGUAAGGCGGUGAAGUCUGAGGGCCCCAAGGAGAAGGAGAAGGCUCCUGAGCAAGCCCCCACCGCCGAGGAGACCACCGAGGCUCCAGCAGCGGUCCCUGAGACGGCCGAAACUGAGAUCAAGGGCGAUGUUGUCCCAUCGGACCUCGUCGCCGACAAGCCUGAGCCUGCCGUCCCUGCUGCGGCUCCUGAAGUCAAGGCAACUGCUUGA